Closterium sp. Naga37s-1 is the source of this 1578-nucleotide messenger RNA. The record is from the annotation of a GenBank genome assembly. NCBI's taxonomy places the organism in Eukaryota, Viridiplantae, Streptophyta, Zygnematophyceae, Desmidiales, Closteriaceae.
GUGUCCCUGUGCUCUGUGAUCACAGAACCGAGUGGCCGCUCCAGAGGUUACGGCUUUGUGAACUUCAGUGAUCCAGAGGCCAUAGUGCGUGUUCUCAGCCAAGACCACAUCAUUGACAACAGACAGGUGCAAAUACGGCCGCCACGUGAUUUCCAACUGCCGCAGCAUCAAUUUCCACUGGAACCACCGAGCUCCUCCAAUGCCCUCCUCUCAACCACCUCCCCACCCCUCUCCGCUUCAUCCUCCUCCUCAUCCUCCUCCCACUCCUCUCUCUCCUCCAUUGCUCCCCCCCUAUCCUUCUCCUCCCCUUCCUCCUCCACCUCCUCAGGCACUCUCUCCCUGUCAUCCCGUGCGUCGCACUUCGACUCCCAUCCAUCUGCCCCUGCAGCUGCCUAUCCCGCUCACCUCUCAGAUAACCCACUAGGAGACGGCAGCAGAUGGCAGCCGCAUCACCAGCACCACCAGCAGCAGCACCAGCAGCAGUACCAGCAGCACCAGAACCAGCAGCAGAACCAGCAUCAACAGCAGCAGCAGCAGCAGCAGCAGCAGCGAGGAGGGUCAAUGCGGGAGGCGGAGCAGAGGAGGAAGGUGUUUGUGGGGAUUUUAGGCUCUCCAGAUGCUCUCUCCGCUGAUGAAAUGCGGUCCUACUUUCUCAAGUACGGCCCUGUGGCAGACCUGUUCCAUCCGCAGCCCAGCAGGGGCUUUGCCUUUGUCACCUUCCAAACAGAGGAUGCUGCCCGCUCCGCCAUGCAGGUGAAGGAGCAGGUCAUUGCCGGGGUGAGGGUUCACGUCAAGCCGCCAGCGCCUAAGGCCUCUGCUGCUUCACACACCCAACAGUACCAGCAGAACCAGUACCAGCAGAACCAGUACCAGCAGAACCAGUACCAGCAGAACCAGUACCAGCAGAACCAGUUCCAGCAGAAUCAGUACCAGCAGAAUCAGUACCAGCAGCCGCUGCUGCAGCGCCAGCUCUCCUCCUCGUCCUCGCCUUACUCCCCCAGUGCAGCGACAGCGGCGGCAGCAGCAGCUGCUGCGGCUAUGGGCAUGCCUGGCUCUUAUGGAGCAACCAUGCAAGCAGCGGUCGCGAAUGUUUUCCGCGCCUCAAAAACCCGCUCCUCCCGGAUUCCACUCCCUGUCCUCUGCAUGCGUGCAAGCAGCAUUCCUGGACCCGGCAUCCCUGGGCGAGGGCACAUUUUUGCUAAUCCACUCCAAACCAAACCUCCCCUCACUCCCCUACCUAACCCCUCCCUGUCCUCUGCACCCGUGCAAGCAGCGUUCUUGGACCCGGCAUCCCUGGGUGUGGGGCAGCAACCGGCAGUGCUGCCAGGGCCUUCUCUCUUCAUAAGCAACCUGCACUACAGUGUCACAGUGCAGGAUCUCACCGAGUACUUCAUGGUGCAUGGCGCUGUGCUGGGAGUGGACAUGUUUCGAGACGAAAAGGGGCGAUCCAGAGGCAAGGCGUGCAUUCAUUUCUCCAAUGGCACAGAAGCCGCCAGAGCAGUGAGCCCCCUCCACCCCCAGUCCCCCAUAUCCUCCUUCUCCUCCCCCCCCCACCUCCCUUCUUCAUGCCUUGCAUAA